Striga asiatica is the source of this 423-nucleotide messenger RNA. The record is from the annotation of a GenBank genome assembly. Lineage: Eukaryota; Viridiplantae; Streptophyta; Magnoliopsida; Lamiales; Orobanchaceae.
AUGAUCUCUGGCAAGGCCACCUGCUCCUGCCUCUCCAGGGUUACCCUUCGAGGCUCCGUCUGUAUUGAUCUUCAACGUGCCGACAGGGGUGGUGGUCCAUCUGAUAAUCUGCAUACGAGGGCGAUUCUGGCGACGAUGGGGAAGGAAGGGGAGAGAAGGUGGCUCAAUAGAGGGGCUGGAGAACAGGAGGACUCCUCUAGGGUGGGGAAGACGAUAAUAGAGUCAAUCAUGUGGGAAGGGAGAAGGACGAGUGUGUUCUCCAUAGACGAUGGAAAGCAUGAAGGGAGUGGGGGAAAGAGGAGAAGAAACUUUCACGUGGAGGAGUUGACGGGAGGAGUGAAGAAUUUGAAUUUGGCAAUUAUGGUCACAGAAGAGCCAAAUGUGAUUGCUGGUAUUUUGGACAACUUGAUGGAGAUUGAAUAA